Perkinsus marinus ATCC 50983 is the source of this 389-nucleotide messenger RNA. RefSeq lists its product as hypothetical. The transcript has a single exon. Lineage: Eukaryota; Perkinsozoa; Perkinsida; Perkinsidae. Bases 23 to 256 code for a protein of 77 amino acids. The record is from RefSeq and is a predicted model, not a curated record.
AGGUCUUCCGUGAGUUGUCAAUAUGACCAACCCUAAAUCUUCUCGCCCGAUGGAUGGUGCCGCUGCUCGUCGUAUCAUGUCUACGGCUUAUGGCAACUCAGGCUCGGUCGAGAGUGGCUCCUUUGCUGCUCGUGCUCAGUCGGCAGCUCAGCGCAAUAUGAACAAUGGUGUUGUGCCAGGAUGGAGUGCGAGUGCUAAUAGUGGCGCCUCCAAAGGCAGUGGCGGUUAUAUCCGUGGCAGCGGCUCCAACAAGUAAAGUCUUCCUCUUCUUAUUUCAAAGAUGAUGACGAUGAUGAUGAUGAUGAUGAGAGUUUGUCGUCGUAUCUUUACAUUCUGGCUGUGAGAAUCCAUUGUAGUCGAUGCAUUGAUAUUAUUCUAGUCAUUGAUUU